UUUUAAACAUGAUAAGAAAUAAAGAUUUGAAAUAAUAGUAGCAUUUAUAGAUUAUAAUAAUCGAAAAUACUAGCUAUUAUAAUUGUAAUCCGAAAGAUUAGUUCAGUUCCAGUUUUUCUAUCAAAUAGAUAUAUAUAUAUAUAUAUAUAUAUAUAUAAACUGAAUGAAUGGAACUUGGAAGAACAUAAAUAUAUAAAAAAAAAACAAAAACAAAAAUAAAGUUAAAUUUGAAAUAAAUGGAGUGUGAAAUGAAUUAGGUUGGGAUAUCCCCCCGCGUUUGUUCAAGCAGUCAAUUUCUUUGACAAAUUUAACUAUUGAAAAAGGGUAUUUGGCCCAACUUCUCCGUCAAAAUCUGCUAUAAAAAGGGCAACAACCGCAGCAGAUCGUCAAUCUCGUCGCGCCGCCGCCACUGCUACAGAUCGUCUCCCCGUCGCCCCAUUGGUGGUUUCAUUACACUCAUAAUGGGGAGAAGACCUGCUAGGUGUUACCGACAGAUUAAAAACAAGCCAUACCCUAAGUCACGAUUUUGUCGGGGUGUCCCCGAUCCUAAGAUCAGGAUCUACGAUGUUGGAAUGAAGAAGAAAGGAGUUGAUGAAUUCCCAUUCUGUGUCCACCUCGUGAGUUGGGAGAAAGAAAACGUGUCCAGCGAGGCUUUGGAAGCAGCUAGGAUUGCUUGCAAUAAGUAUAUGACCAAGUUUGCUGGGAAGGAUGCAUUCCAUUUGAGGGUUCGGGUGCACCCCUUCCAUGUUCUUCGGAUUAACAAGAUGCUUUCAUGUGCUGGAGCUGAUAGGCUCCAAACUGGUAUGAGAGGUGCAUUUGGCAAACCACAGGGAACCUGUGCAAGGGUAGACAUUGGUCAGGUUCUCCUUUCAGUUCGCUGCAAGGACAACAACGGACAGAAUGCACAGGAGGCUCUCCGGCGUGCUAAGUUCAAGUUUCCUGGCCGUCAGAAGAUCAUUGUGAGCAGGAAGUGGGGUUUCACGAAAUUCAGCCGAGCUGAUUAUCUGAAGUACAAGGCAGAGAACAAGAUUCUUCCAGAUGGUGUUAACGCCAAGCUUCUUGGAUGCCAUGGGCCUCUUGCAAACCGUCAGCCUGGAAGAGCUUUUCUAUCUCAAACUGCCUAGAUUCAUUUUGUUGUGUUUUAUUGUUCUCUUUAUUUGAAAUCAUUGUUGACAUUAUUACCUUGGUUGUUUAAACUCUUGUGAAACGAGACAGAGAUUGCUUUUUUAUACUAUUUUUAUCUUUUAUCCAAGUAAA
This is a messenger RNA of Cucumis melo (muskmelon), 1257 nucleotides long. RefSeq names its product 60S ribosomal protein L10-like. The transcript is spliced from 2 exons. Gene Ontology annotation, cellular component: ribosome; cytosolic large ribosomal subunit. Gene Ontology annotation, molecular function: structural constituent of ribosome. The record is from RefSeq and is a predicted model, not a curated record. The coding region runs from base 462 to 1124 and encodes 220 amino acids. Gene Ontology annotation, biological process: translation; ribosomal large subunit assembly. NCBI's taxonomy places the organism in Eukaryota, Viridiplantae, Streptophyta, Magnoliopsida, Cucurbitales, Cucurbitaceae.